AGUCACUCUGUUCUCCUGAUUCCCAGACGCUCCAGUUAAACACACCUCACACACUGUUCAGCCGCUGCUCCACAAUCCAGUCAGGUACAACUACAACGCUGAGACGCUCUGCUCUGAGAACUGAAGGACAGACACUGCACUGAAGAGCAGGAUGCAGCGAAUCAGGGAAGGCAUCCACAUACGUACGAUGAAGGCAAAGAGGAAAGUGGAGGAGAUCUCCAAAGAGGACAUCCAGGCUUUCUUCAAGAAGAAUGCUUUUGUGCUCUUUACCGUGGGGUCAGUUAUUGUAGGUAUUGUUCUGGGCUUCGCGCUCCGCCCAUAUAAGAUGACCUAUCGAGAAGUGAAGUACUUCUCUUUCCCCGGAGAGCUGUUAAUGAGAAUGCUUCAGAUGCUUGUUCUCCCUUUACUGAUCUCCAGUCUAAUAACAGGAAUGGCAGCUUUGGACAGCAAAGCCUCAGGAAAGAUGGGCAUGAGAGCUGUGAUCUAUUACAUGACCACGACCUUCAUCGCAGUCUUCAUCGGGAUCAUAAUCGUCCUCAUCAUCCACCCAGGGAAAGGAUCCAAAGAUGAGUUUGGAAAGCAGCAGAAGAUAGAGCAAGUCAGUCCUGCUGAUGCCUUCUUAGAUCUGAUCAGAAACAUGUUUCCACCAAACUUGGUCCAAGCCUGCACACAGCAGUUCAAAACCAAAUAUGGAAAGCGAGCAGUCCAUGUGACCGUGACAGUGAAUGACACCCUCUUCAACUCAACCAACGGCACCCAGGAGGUCAUGGAGAUCACCCGGGAGGAAGUGGUCCCUGUGCCGGGUCAGGUGAACGGGGUCAACGCCCUCGGGCUGGUGGUCUUCUCCAUGUGCUUCGGUCUGAUAAUUGGCAACAUGAAGGAGCAGGGCCAGCUCCUCAGGGAUUUCUUCGACAGCCUCAAUGAAGCCAUCAUGCGCCUGGUCGCCAUCAUCAUGUGGUACGCUCCUGUUGGGAUCCUGUUCCUGAUUGCGGGGAAGAUUGUGGAGAUGGAUGAUCUGACGCAGAUGGGCGGUCAGCUGGGAAUGUACACCAUCACAGUGAUCAUUGGCUUACUGAUUCACGGAGUUCUCAUUCUUCCAACUCUUUAUUUUGUCAUCACUCGGCAAAACCCCUUUAUCUUCAUUGCUGGGCUCCUGCAGGCUCUGGUUACAGCUCUGGGGACCUCCUCCAGCUCAGCCACCCUCCCCGUCACCUUUAAAUGUUUGGAGCAGAACAACAAAAUAGACAAGCGAAUCACGCGCUUCGUGCUGCCUGUGGGGGCUACCAUCAACAUGGACGGAACAGCUCUGUAUGAGGCACUGGCAGCCAUCUUUAUUGCACAGGUCAACAAUAUGGAGAUGAACUUUGGUCAGAUCAUCACCAUCAGUAUCACAGCCACUGCAGCCAGUAUUGGAGCUGCUGGCAUCCCUCAGGCAGGCCUGGUCACCAUGGUGAUUGUACUGACCUCUGUCGGACUUCCGACUGAUGACAUCACUCUAAUCAUUGCAGUUGAUUGGUUCCUGGACCGUCUGCGUACCACCACCAAUGUUCUGGGGGAUUCGAUUGGGGCCGGCAUCGUGGAGUUCCUGUCUCGACACGAGCUCCGCAGCAAAGACGUGGAGAUGGGAAACUCGGUGCUGGAAGAGAGGGAGAGGAAGAAACCCUACAAGCUCAUCUCCCAGGAUAGCGAUUUUGAAAAUGACAAACGAGCUCACAGCGAAUCCAACAUGUAGUUCAACCCAUCAACAUCUCCCUCAUCUGUACAAACACUUGCAGCUGGCUCUGUUUGGAGGAGUAGGGACCUAAUUAUGAGAUGCAGUUUCACUGUCAUUAUUUCACACGUUUUGAUUUAUUAACAUUCCCUUAUCAUCAUGUGCAAGAAGUGAAUUUCUCAUAUUCCCCUUUCAUCCAAAAUCACCAUGAUGGCAUCCUUUGUAAAUGCGUCUUUCAUUUGUUUCAAAUAGGAUUGAUAGUUUUUGUUUUGUUUACUAUACUUAACUAAAUAUUUGAAUAAAUCACCCUCAUGUAGCCAAGAGGUUAAUGCUGGAUAAAGGAUUCAUACUCUGCAUUAAAAGCUGUGUUUUGAAAUAUGCACAGAACAAAAAUAUUAUAUGAAGAAAUUUAAGAUUCAGACUUUUAUGACUUAGACUUUUUGCCCACAGACUGAAAAUAAAAUUAAAAUGUAUAUAAUCUAUGUAGUCCCAACCAUUAGCUGGUUAAUAUUGUGGUUAUUACAGGUUAUUACAAGCAUUUUGUGAUUUUUAUGUUUCAUUUGUACACACUCAAAGAUUCUAUCCAACACCUAGAACUGGACAUGCAUGUAUGUGUGUGCACAUUCUGACUCUGUCUGACUUGCU
Molecule: messenger RNA, 2356 nt
Organism: Plectropomus leopardus (leopard coralgrouper)
Lineage: Eukaryota; Metazoa; Chordata; Actinopteri; Perciformes; Serranidae
Product: excitatory amino acid transporter 1-like
Biological process (GO): D-aspartate import across plasma membrane; L-glutamate import across plasma membrane; L-aspartate import across plasma membrane
Cellular component (GO): plasma membrane
Molecular function (GO): glutamate:sodium symporter activity; neutral L-amino acid transmembrane transporter activity; L-glutamate transmembrane transporter activity
Source: RefSeq, a predicted model, not a curated record